CUAAUGUGCUGGAUUACACUAAUGGUGGCGCUGACGCCCGGACAACAAAACCUCCCUCCUUUUUGGACAUCGUCGAGCUUUUACGGCAAUGAACGUUUCGUUUUUUUGCAGACAUCGGGAUGGUAGUGGAUCUAUCCACGUGUUAAAGAGCGAGUUUGUGAUUGGGUGUUGAAGACCUGCACCCAUCUUUCAGGCAAGAACGUCGGUCGCCGACAACUGAUCAUUUUUGAAUGAAGAUCAGACUGGAGUUAUACUCUUGAUCCCAUCCAUCCAUCCAUUUUUUACUGCUUAUUCCCUUUUGGGGUCGCUGGUGCCUAUCUCAGCUACAAUCAGACGGAAGGCGGUGUACACCCGGGACAAGUCGCCAUCACAACCGCGUUUUUAAGAAUGACUUCCAGUUUGCUAUCGUGAUGCCUUUUUAGAUGCCAGACCAUGGACUUCCCAGGUCACUUCCAGCACAUUUUCCAGCAGCUGAACCUCCAGCGGCUCCACGCUCAGCUGUGUGACUGCGUGGUGGAAGUGGGCGGCCACAAGUUCCACGCUCACCGAGCCAUCCUUGCGGCCGGCAGCUCCCACUUCAAGGCCCUUCUCGGCUCGGGUGAGGAUGCUGGCGGUGGAGGUCCCGGCGUGAUGGUGCUCGACCCGGAAGUGGUGACUCCGGAGGCCUUCUCCACGCUGCUCGACAUGAUCUACACGUCCACCCUGUCGCUCGGGGCCUCCAACGUGAUGGACGUGCUGUUGGCCGCCUCGCACCUGCACCUUAACGCCGUGGUAAAAGCUUGCAAGCUGCACCUGUGCAGAAAAAACUUCCCGACCUCGGCGCCCAAAGGCUGGAGGUCGAUGCCGCAUCAGCAAUCCGUGGAGGUGCUCGACGAAGGCGGCGUCGAGGUGAGCCAGUCCGGUCACGAGUCCUCAAAGCACAAGAGAAAGCCUCAUGAGGAGAGGUUCGGCGACAGGAAGAGGACUUGCGGAAUGCCUGGGGAUCCGGACGAGGUUGUCAACGAGGAAGCAAAAAUCUGGGAAGGACGACCGGAUGAGGUGGAGGAGAAAUACGACGCCACCAUGUCGUUAGAAAUGGAGGAGAUCCAGCUGCCGAGUCAGUCGGACAGCAGUGAAAGUGGACUGAAAGUGAAACUGGGAGAGGAAGGCGAAGGAGAGCCCAAGAUGGAGAGCGUAGAGGUAAAGAAGGAGACUAUGACCACUUCCUCUCCCGAUCGCGCUCUUGCAGAAGAUUGUGGCGAUUUACAGGAGCAAAUAAGCAGUCUGGCCGGUGGCGACGUCACACACCUCUGCUCAGAUCUGGCUGACAGGGACGCCGGGUUUGAAGACCAGGGCAUUGACAGCCUGUCUGAGUUGGCCCUGUCCUGCUUCCUAAACCCGGGUCAUGAGAGCGAGACAGCAGCUAUGGAGGAAGAAGAGAGUUUUGCAAGUCUAACAGCAGCCGCCACCACAGCCGCCGCCGCCUGUGACGCUGCGGACCAACUGGGUCCCAACACCUCGGCUCAAGCCUCGGACGCGACCGUGCUUUUAACGACCGUCCCUUUGGAUCAGAUACUCCCGACUCAGAGUCCGGGUUUGAGCGACACGCUCAUCCUCCGGCCUGCGCACAACUCCUUAACAGGGUUCCUCAGUCUGGACUCCCCCAAAGGACGGGCGGCCUCGAGUGGGUCGACUUUCCGCCGCAUUGCCCCCAAACUGUCAGAAGCGGAUCCCUCUGCGGCCUUGUCCUCCGGCCCCGCCGCGGAUGACAGAGCACCUCUGACCAGAGCGUCGGAGGACGUGCUCUCCAAGUGCAGAAAGGCGGCGGCCGAAGACAACGUGCUCCUGGUGGAGGGGGAGAAGAAGUACGCCUGCAAGAUCUGCUCCAAGACAUUCAUGAACCUGACGGAUUGUAAGAAACAUAUUCGCGUCCACACGGGAGAAAAGCCUUAUCCUUGUCCAAAAUGUGGGAAACGCUUCAGCCAGUCGUCUCAUUUGUACAAACACUCCAAGAAUUCCUCCUGCGUGAACUGGAAGGACGAGCCUUCUUUCCCGGACGCUCUACACUGACUACCCUGAGAAGCUGUGAUGUCAGUCUGUCCCUGGACAACCACUAAAUGUGUUUUCAUUCAUAGAGUAUCUCACAAAAGCAAGCACUCCUCAACGAUUUGCGCAAACAUUUACAUUUACAAUACUUUGGAUACACCUUAAAGCAGGCCAGAGCAAUUAUUUUGACUCGGGG
Nerophis ophidion (straightnose pipefish) is the source of this 2221-nucleotide messenger RNA. RefSeq names its product zinc finger and BTB domain-containing protein 5-like. NCBI's taxonomy places the organism in Eukaryota, Metazoa, Chordata, Actinopteri, Syngnathiformes, Syngnathidae. The record is from RefSeq and is a predicted model, not a curated record. Gene Ontology annotation, cellular component: nucleus. Gene Ontology annotation, molecular function: protein binding; RNA polymerase II cis-regulatory region sequence-specific DNA binding; DNA-binding transcription factor activity, RNA polymerase II-specific. The coding region runs from base 433 to 2049 and encodes 538 amino acids. The transcript has a single exon. Gene Ontology annotation, biological process: regulation of transcription by RNA polymerase II.